Molecule: messenger RNA, 4913 nt
Organism: Acipenser ruthenus (sterlet)
Lineage: Eukaryota; Metazoa; Chordata; Actinopteri; Acipenseriformes; Acipenseridae
Product: RNA binding protein fox-1 homolog 3
Exons: 13
Coding region: 222-1424 (400 amino acids)
Biological process (GO): nervous system development; regulation of alternative mRNA splicing, via spliceosome
Cellular component (GO): nucleus; cytoplasm
Molecular function (GO): mRNA binding
Source: RefSeq, a predicted model, not a curated record
CUGAAUAUAGAGCCUGUGUAUGAGCUGAGGGCACAUGCAUGUGUAGCAUAUCUGUGUUUAUCCCAUCUUUUAUAGUAAAGAGAGAAAAGAAAAAAAGAAAGCAAAUUUAAAAAAGCAUAAACAAAAAGAACAGGCAGAGAAGAAGGAGGCACAGAGAGAGGGAGAGUGAGAGAGAGAGAGAGCGAGAGCAAGCAAGCAACAGAGAAGGAUCUCCCUGUUUCAUGCGCAAAACAUCCCGCUACCACAUGCUGUGCUCCAUGGCCAACUCGGGCUGCCUUCUGCUGUCCAACUCCGGGAUGCUGCCUCACUCUCUUCAGUGUCCCCCGGCAUUCCUCUACCUUCCUGAGGGUAACCAAGAGGCUACAGCCUCCCCAGAAGCGAUGGCACAGCCCUACCCCCCGGCCCAGUACCCCCCUCCCCCUCAGAACGGGAUCCCGGCGGAGUACGCCACGGCACACCCCCACACCACGCAGGACUACACGGGCCAGAACACGGUACCCGAGCACGCCAUGACCAUCUACACGCCAACGCAGACCCACUCAGAACAGCCUGGCACCAACACCAACACACCCUCUCUCACCGGCACAACAACAGUACCGCAGACAGAUGAUGUGGCGCAGACGGAGGGCUCACAGCAGCUACAGUCCACAGACCCUUUAGAGAAGCAGCAACCCAAACGGUUACAUGUCUCCAACAUCCCCUUCCGCUUCAGAGACCCUGACUUACGGCAAAUGUUUGGGCAAUUUGGGAAAAUUUUAGAUGUCGAAAUAAUUUUUAAUGAGCGGGGCUCCAAGGGCUUUGGCUUUGUAACUUUCGAAACAAGCGCAGACGCAGACCGCGCGCGGGAGAAACUAAACGGUACAAUCGUAGAGGGACGGAAAAUAGAGGUAAAUAAUGCAACAGCAAGAGUGAUGACGAACAAAAAGGUGGCAAACCCCUACACAAAUGCAAUUGCCAGCGAGGAUACAGAUUUUGCUGAGGAUUUCUCCAGGCUGCUCGGAGACAACAAGGAACAUACAUUCAUGACGUUGCCCCAUUCAAGUCAAGGUUGGAAGUUGAACCCAGUGAUGGGAGCUGUUUACGGCCCUGAGUUUUAUGCAGUAACUGGCUUCCCCUAUCCAACCACAGGGGCGGCAGUGGCAUACAGAGGAGCCCACUUAAGAGGCCGGGGGCGUGCAGUGUACAACACGUUCCGUGCCGCACCUCCCCCCCCGCCCAUCCCCACUUAUGGAGCAGUUGUUUAUCAAGAUGGAUUUUAUGGUGCAGAAAUUUAUGGUGGGUACGCAGCUUAUAGAUACGCUCAGCCAGCUACUGCCGCCACUGCAGCUGCCUACAGCGACAGUUAUGGUAGAGUCUAUGCAACAGCCGACCCCUAUCAUCACACAAUUGGACCAGCUGCCACAUACAGUGUUGGAACUAUGUAAAAAAACUAAACAAAAAAUAUGGAGCAGUGGACAUCGCCCAAAAGGUCUCUAAAAGAACAGAAACAAGAAAGUACAAGAAAAAUCCUUCUACCAAGGCUGAAAGACGGACGGAGCGAAGAUUAUGCAAGUACUGUGAUGAGAACAUGAAAAAAAUAACAUAAAAACAUGUUUAAAAGGUGUGGUGCAGGUUUACUUUCACGUGGGACAGCCUUGCUAGGAGGAGAAAGAAAGCACUGGGUCCUAACCCUAAAGUCAUAACUUUUUAUUUUUAUAAAAUAAACUUUUUUAAGUUUUAAAAGACUGGAGGAGGACCCCUUGAUCUGCAGAUCUACCACCCUGACAGGGCACAGACUAGACUAUUUCAAAAGGUAAUCCUUACAGACCUUAUAUAGUUAGGGUAUAGAUAGACAGACCUUACCUUCAUUCAUUCAUUCAUUCAUGUGAUGCCAAGAUCCUCUUUGCAAAUAUAACAACAACCUGGGCCUUUGCAUAAUCUGCACCUGUUUAUGGUGGAUAAGAAGGAAAGUUGAGUGUACUGAAGAGUAUUUGUGACGUUAUUCAUUCAUAGCUGUAUUGUAUUUAUUAGUCCACAGGGCUACAAGUGUUAACAUGUUUGCCAUACAGUAUUUUCAGAAAAUAUAAUUUCAUGCAAUAAUCUGUGUGCAAAUGUGAUUUUUUAAAAUUCAAUUAAAACACAUCAUUAAUGAUGAAUCAAAAUAAAAAUAGAUCCACAAACUUCCUAUACUCGUUUGUAAUUCCAAUAAGCACUGAUCUCAGAACCAGCAGCUCUAACUACUGAGCUGCCCACACUUCUUUAAAACACUUGCACAGCUUUGAGAGUCUUGGUGGUCCUUCCUAUACAGAGCAAUUAUGUAGACACCUCAAGCCUUUUGAAACCCGGCACAAGACAGUCAGAUACAACAUAGGAACUAACAGACCUGGGAAAAUAAUAUCAUCCAUUUCGGGAAAAUCCUUUAUUCCCUCGUGCAACCCCCAGCAAUUCUGCAUUUGCUAAGCAAUUUUGAGCUCCCAUUACUGUAUCCUUCUCGUACCAGCCACCUGCACUCCACCGGCAGCAGCGAUUGCAGUACCUGCUGGGAAAUAAUUACCUGCUAAUAUUUCUCCUCUCAGAGGACUCAACCUGUGGCAUCAGUUAAGUCAGACUGCAAGUUGAAAGACUGCGUACUGCCCCGGGAUUGAGAAUGAAGGCCUCACAUCGGCUUUGAUAUUGAAACCCAGAUUUGGCGUUUCUGAGAGACAGCUUUAACUUUCUAUAUUGUUGGCCCUUAGUAAAAACUCUUUUGAUGAGAAGGAAAAAGGCAAGAAUGUUUCCAAGUUGUAUUUAAAAUAUACAUAUACUUUUAAAGAUAAGUGGCUAAUAGAUUGUGAUAUUGCUGCCUCUGCUAUAGUCCUCAAAAAGGAACAGAUUUUACAAGCACUUACACCAGUUGGCAUCUUUUUUUUUUUUUCUUUUCUAAAUACAGGUGUUGGUAUGACUGGCCUCAGAUUUAAAUUAACAAAACAGAGCAGUAUGCCCGAUGUAUUCCGAGAGACUAAUGAGGUUUUUAUGAAAAAGGAACAAGGUUGGAAAUGAAAAGCGUGAUGUUGGAAAGGAGAUAUAAUGUUCAACGACUGAAUUACACCCAAUAAAACCCAGUUUUCCUUUGUUACAACUCCACCAGGUAUAAAAUGAAAAUCCCAUGUUAGUUUUAAAACAGUAAAGAACAUAAGAAGCACCACAUGCAUCCCGGUAAUGUUACUGAUGUGCUUAGAGAAUCAGAUUUGUUUUUUGGCAAAGGUAAAUUUUUGCUGAAUGAUGAAAUAAGAGAAAGCCUGGAAUUUCAAAAGAGGUUUCGAUUUUCAGUCCUGAAUAAUAGGUGUUAGAAACAUGUUUACAUACAUUACAUUUCAUUUGCUGUGGAAUGCAAUUAAAACACUAAUACUUUAUGUAAAUUGUAUAUUUUUUUGUAUUUAAACAGUAAACUAUAAAGACUAUACAUGGUACAUUUUAAUACGGUAUACUGUGACCCAUUCAGUAAAAGAUAGGAAUGUGCAUGUCUGAGCCAGUUUCUCUUGUUCUGUUCUUCAUGAGACAUUGUUUAAAGAGUGCAUCAUUUCAAAUGCUGUUUCAUUGUGUAUUUCUUUUUUUACCCAUGCCUUUACUUUUUGUAUGCUGUUCUUGAAAUCAUUGUUUUUCUCCAACAUUGUCAUGGUCUCCCUGAAUUGCAGCUGGCUUUCAGCUAUGUGCACUGAGCCCUAUGGAAUGUUAGCUGUCUGUGUGUUGUGUUUGAUUCCUUCAUUCCAGUCAUGUGAGACUGUGAUCUGUGCCUCUGCUGACUGCACCUGUUCUUAAGUAUACAAUUGAAAACAUCAUAAAAAAGGGGAAGGAGAAAGUAGAAAUACAGGGAAACAAUGACAAAUAUUUUUUAAAAAGGUUUAACAAAUGUUUUACCUUUGCACAUUCUUAUCUUUUAGUGAAUAUGGCCCUUUAUACACAAAGUUCUGUUUGAAAGAUGCACCCACCCCUUGUUAUAUCGCCCCUUGCUAUACUGCGGAUUCGGAUAUAUCGCGGUCCUGGAGUUGGCUCCCCAUUUUUACUGUCUUAACUGCGCAUGCCUUAGUUGCACUAUACAUAAACAAUUUCACUUAGAAUUACUGUUCAUUUUAUUUUGUACUGCACAACACAAACAAAAAUAUAUAAAAAUUAAAAACAAAGCAUUAAUAUCAUACUCUUAUCAUAUUCGUUCAAUGCAGCAGGUUUGGGCAUUUGAGAAAGGAGAGGAAGAUUCAUGAAAUUAAUUGGAGACUUUAGUUGAUUCGAAUGAAUUCCCCUCCGCAGUACAAAUUAAAACGGUGUGCUGCUUUUUAUACGGAAAAUGAGAAAAAGCGGGUUGCGUAGAGGAUUUAUAUUGGACCCGAUAAAACGAGGGAGUGAUUGUACAGUAUUUGUUAUUGGCCUAUUUGUUUUUCUAUGGCUCUCUCGCUGUAUCGCAGCCCUCGAUAUAUAGCGGAUUUGUAUUGGACCCCAACACCCACGAUAUAUCGAGUGGAAGGUGUAUUUAAAAUGGAGGCUGUCCCACCUUUACUUUUACCACCCUCCCCCUCCUGUGGUUUGACUAACAGGCUGUCCUCCCAGAAAGAAGCCCGUCCCACACUGUCUGUGUGCUUAUUGAUAAAGACUCAUUUUUGUAUUCCCACUGUACAUAAUCCCUCCCUCUGUACCCCCUUCCUUAAACCUGUAUUAUAGAACAUUUCCAUGUGCUUUACUGUCCCUGCGCAAAAAAAGUUUAUAAUUCUCUCAUUUUUGCAAUUGUUCCAAUUAAAAAAAUAUAUAAUACAUUAACAAAAUAACUAUUCCUCCUCUUCCAGAACUGUAUUGUAAAACUCCUUUCUUUCUCAUUCUGUAUGCUUCUAAUGUGCUUCAGAAGAACAGUACUAUUUAUUAUAAAGUUAUUAUUAUUGAUUAUUAAUAAACAUUUCUUUCUUCAA